AAACCCAGAAAACCAUGGCUUCUUCUAAGCCGGUUCGGUUCGCUGCUUGCAUUCUAUGCCUUCUCUUCCUCACUCUCCCCUCUUCUUCUUCCUCUGAAUCGCUGAUUGACCAUUCUCUAGUUGUUGGAGAGAAUGCUACUUUGCAAGUCUCGAAUGGUGUGGCGGUGCGGAAUUCUCCCGGUGCUAAGCCUGGCAAUUUAGUGAUGUGUGGAAGAGUACAUGUCUUUGGAUUGUCAAGGCUUAAGAAUUUGGAGAGGUUUGCCGACACGGUGAGGGUGAAGAUAGAGAUAAAUUCGAGCUAUCGUGUGCGGCCUUUUGAGGUUUGCUUCCAUAGAAAUACAUCUCGCGGGAUAGGAAUGUGCCCUCACAGUCAGUGGGAAAAAGUUUCCAAGGGGUCCUGGUCUGGAUCCAUGUCACCUUAUGAGCACAAGAUCGUUGAUAUACGAACAGCUGCUUCAUCCUUGGAUAUUUUUGAGGUGUCCCUUGAAGAAGAAUUUUCUAUAUCUCGCCUGGUAUUUUUUGUAUCUGGUGUAAUCUUGAUGAGUUUGGCACCUUCUCUGAGCAAUUCACUGGUAUUCUAUUACGGCAGUGGAAUGGCAAUAGGGGUGGUCCUUGUAAUAUUGAUUGUCCUUUUUCAGGGGAUGAAGCUUCUCCCAACAGGUCGGAAGAAUUCGCUCGGAAUUUUUUUGUUUUCAUCUGUGAUUGGUUUAGGAUCUUUUCUCCUCAGCUACAUCCCGGGGCUAAUCCGAUCAGUACUCACAGAGCUUGGAAUCAGCGAAGAGAUGUAUAAUCCUUUGGUUAUAUUUCUUCUGGCUUUUAUUUUUCUGGCUGGAGCAUGGUUGGGAUUCUGGACAGUUCGUAAAAUGGCCCUGAGAGAAGAUGGAUCAAUUGAUUCUAGCACAUCUCUGUUUGUUUUGUGGACAAUCCGGUUCGUAGCCGUUCUUAUGCUUUCACAGAGUUCUAGUGAUCAGCUACUGGCAGCAGGAGCCAUAACAGUCCCUUUAGUCCCUUUUAUAGUGAUGAAAGUUGCUAUGGUGUUUGGAGUUGUACUCUCUUUUAUGAGGGAAAUAACUAUAGCAUUUGGAACAAUAGUCUCUUUUAUAGCAAGGACCAUUGCUAUAAUAGUUGGAGGCGUAUUCUCUUCAGUGCGGGAAAUCUUCAGAUGGAUUCGUCACCGUCGCAUGUACAGGAAAUUGUUGAAAUCACCCAAAAAGAAGAGCAGAAGAUCAGAGAUUCCUGAUUCUCCAUCUUCUGAAUAUGCACCUGAUGAGAUCAUCAACGAGUUUCAAAGCGAUGAAGACUAUAAGUUCCCGAGGCCUGGAUCGAGAAAUUCUACGCUGGCUUCAUGUUCUAGAAGUGCAUCACCAUCAGAAAGGUUAUACCCUUCUUAUAUCCACACUACACCCAAGAGGAGAGCAGUGUCAAGACAUGAGUGGGAAAGUUUCACCAGACAGACAACGGAGAAAGCCUUGGAAGAACUUGCUUCUUCUCCUGAUUUCGGCAAGUGGGUAGUUGCAAAUGCUGAUAGAAUCAGCAUCACCCCACUCAGCAGCAGAAAGACUGAUGAGCAGCGCCACAGGUGGUGGUUCUAGUGUCAAGCCUUGGCACUUGCUGUAAAUUCGUAGAUAGUUUUUGUUGUGCAACGGUAACAUGUAUGAUCAAUCUGAGCAGACCUAGAUGAUUUUUUAUGUAACUCAUCAAUGUAAUUUGUAAACAGGCCCAUCAGUUUAGGGCGCCAUUUUGGU
Fragaria vesca subsp. vesca is the source of this 1745-nucleotide messenger RNA. RefSeq lists its product as uncharacterized. Lineage: Eukaryota; Viridiplantae; Streptophyta; Magnoliopsida; Rosales; Rosaceae. The record is from RefSeq and is a predicted model, not a curated record. The transcript has 10 exons. The coding region runs from base 15 to 1592 and encodes 525 amino acids.